Punctularia strigosozonata HHB-11173 SS5 is the source of this 1909-nucleotide messenger RNA. RefSeq names its product FAD dependent oxidoreductase. NCBI's taxonomy places the organism in Eukaryota, Fungi, Basidiomycota, Agaricomycetes, Corticiales, Punctulariaceae. Gene Ontology annotation, biological process: retrograde transport, endosome to Golgi. Gene Ontology annotation, molecular function: oxidoreductase activity. The transcript is spliced from 3 exons. Gene Ontology annotation, cellular component: cytoplasm; late endosome. The record is from RefSeq and is a predicted model, not a curated record. The coding region runs from base 4 to 1227 and encodes 407 amino acids.
AUCAUGUCCAGCACUUCAGAAGAAAUUGUUAUCAUAGGUGCCGGAAUCAUCGGGAGCACGAUAGCCUACUACAUUACACGACAUCCACGCUUCUCGAGCAACACACGGAUCAUUAUAUUGGAAGCCUCCAAAGUUGGCGCUGCACAAGGCGCCUCCGGUAAAGCUGGUGGACUGGUAGCUCGCUGGGCAUAUCCGAAGGAGCUGGUGAACGUCUCCUUCCCAGAACAUGUCCGUCUCGCGGAGGAGCAUGGUGGGGAACACCGGUGGGGCUGGCGGUUUGUGAAGGUUGGGAACUGGGAGGGGCACGGGGAGCGUAUCAACAGGACAGAGCCGGAUGCCAGUGGGAGGCUUGGCAAGUGGACUAGCCUGGAGAAAGAACAUGGGCUGGACGGUGGACGGCGAGGACAUCACCAAGGUGCCGCGCUACCGAAAGACCUGAACUGGGUCAAGCCAGAGCUUACAGAAAGCUACUCCUCCAUGGCGCCCGACGGUCAUACGGCCCAAGUCCACCCAUAUCUCUUCACUACGAGCAUGCUCGAACUUGCGAAGGAGAAAGGAGCGGAUCUUAUUCUCGGUCAAGCAAAGAGCAUCGAACGCGAGAACGGGAAGGUCGUCGGUGUGACGUACAUCGAUUAUACCUCCGGAGAAAUGAAAAUGCUACCCGCUACCAAAAUUAUCCUUUCGGCAGGCGCGUGGAGUCCAUCGCUUGUUCCAACCAUACCGGUCUCGGGAACUCGCGCACACUCCAUCACGAUCAAGGCGGGGGAGCAUAUCGCGCCGUACUGUCUCUUCACCGAGAUACAACUCCCUACAUCGUCUGGUGGAAGCAAGUUAGUCACACCGGAGAUCUACGCCAGACCAGACGAGGUUUACGCAUGCGGAUCCGGCGACAAAUCGACCUUGCCGCCCAGCGUAGAUGAAGUCGAGGUCGACGAAGCAGCGUGCGACAGCAUCGAAACUCACGUGGCGAGCAUCAGCGAUCAGUUGAGGUUCGGUACGGUGCAAGCGCGGCAGGCAUGUUUUCUCCCUGUGGUCAGUACCGGCGGCGGACCUAUCAUCGGGGAAGCAAAGAAGGUGGCGCAGGGAUUGUUCAUAGCCACGGGACAUACUUGCUGGGGGAUCUGCAACGCACCGGGCACUGCGAAGGCAUUGAGCGAGCUUGUCAUGGACGGAAAGAUUAGUUGCGCAAAGCUCGGCACUCUGGACCCUUCACGAUACCUGUUAUAGUCAAUGGGUGUACCGACAUUCAAAGAACGGGAACUGUUUCGCCGCAAAGCGACCUCCGAUUGGCCAAUUGUGCGUUGCGAUCCAACAGCUUUGGAUAUUUGCUUGCCAUCAGCUAUCCAAGAUUCGGGAAAUAUAUUGGCAAGGUAUUUGUUCGCUGGUGGGUACCUCCGGUGGUGCCUGACAAGACCGUCUGCAUGCAUCUGUACUGCUGUACAGAAGAUCACGAAAUACGUUUAACAUGCUGUUGGAGGCCCCCGAUGGCUACGGACCCUAGUCGCGAUACCCUGGUCUUGAUUCGUUAACCCUUUGCCGAUAUCCCGAACCACCGACAGUUCCUGACGCGGUCGGAUUCUCCACCUCGCUCGCGACACAACGUACAGAAAGGUACAUCUGGGCGGUCACUUCGGCGAUUUCCCCAAGAAGCGGCAUUAUGCACGCUGUCGGCUGCGCGUCUACGCGUGCGAGAGGGGAUGUUGUUGCCCUCACCUUCGAUGUCGACGUGCCAUCUCCUGCCGAUAGGAUUGUUGUCAGGGAUCUGGGUAUCAAGCUUAACCAGGACGUGAUUGGCUACGUCUUCGACCCUCUCAGAGGUCGCUUAUGCUUCGAAGUAACUGGCGCGUGCAAUACCAUACGAGUACGUGUAGAUAAAGUGUAAUAGGGUAGCUGAUUGCCAUAGAUCCUG